This is a messenger RNA of Nestor notabilis (Kea), 166 nucleotides long. Its product is annotated as insulin-induced gene 1 protein-like. The annotation marks the transcript as partial. Lineage: Eukaryota; Metazoa; Chordata; Aves; Psittaciformes; Psittacidae. The record is from RefSeq and is a predicted model, not a curated record. The transcript has a single exon. Gene Ontology annotation, cellular component: endoplasmic reticulum; SREBP-SCAP-Insig complex. Gene Ontology annotation, biological process: cellular response to insulin stimulus; cholesterol biosynthetic process; SREBP signaling pathway.
CACCUGGUGCAGAGGAGCGUGGUCCUCUUCGUUGUCGGUGCUUUCAUGGCCCUGGUGCUGAACUUGCUGCAGAUACAGCGAAAUGUGACUCUCUUCCCCGAUGAAGUGAUUUCCACGCUCUUCUCCUCCGCCUGGUGGGUGCCCCCGUGCUGCGGAACAGCAGCAG